UUUUUUUUUUUUGUUUUAUUUGUGGUGUUGUUGCUCAGAUGGCUUGCACGUAGUCCGUAGUCCGCGGCGCGCACAUUCAUCAAUUGCCGGCGAUGGCAGACGGACGCACAGUGGAAAACGGUGGCGCAGGAGGAGCCGGAGCGUCCUCAUCAUCAACCAAAUCGGAUUCGGGAUCCCCUGCCCGGAGAUAUGUGAUCUUGGACUGCGAUGGAGGGAGCGACGAUGCCUGGGCUCUGCUCACGCUGCUCCAUGCGGCGGAGAGUCAUGGCAUCCACCUCCUGGCAGUCACCACGCUGGGAUGCGGCAACACCAGCAGGGAGAAUGCGGCACGCAACAUGCAGCGGAUACUGGUUGCCUGCAACCGAACAGACAUUCCCAUUUACAUGGGUGCCGUACACCCAUUGAUUCACUCUACGGAGGAUGACAAGAAGUAUUUCCACGGACGCGACGGAUUCGGCGACUGCCUCACCGACGACUGCGGUCCGGUGGAGAGUUUCGUUCGGCUGGAGCACGCGGUGACCGCCAUCCAUGAUAUCUGCCGUUCGAGGCCCAAACAGAUCACCGUUUUUGCCGUGGGCCCGCUGACCUUGAAUCUGGCCUUGGGCUACACCAUGUAUGGGGAUGAGUUUGGCGACAACUUCCGGGACCUGUUCAUCAUGGGCGGCAACUAUCAGGGCGUGGGCAACUCCACACGCUCGGCGGAGUUCAACUUUCACUCGGAUCCGGAGGCGGCGCAUACUGUGCUGCUAAAGACCCGCUGCCCCGUCACCAUCCUGCCAUGGGAGGCCUGUAUUUCUGAAAACUUCAACAUACCCAUCAAUUGGCGCCUGAAGGAAUUCGCUGCGAGGGCCAAGGAAGCCCGUCAUCCGGCGAUCACGAUGCUCAACCAGGUGGAAGCGGCCCAAUGGCUGCCGCUGAUCGAACAGUACGGCAUCGAUACGUGGAACCCCUGCGAUGCGCUCGUGGUGGCCGCCUGGCUCUUCAAUGAACGGAUGAUCCGCAAGCAGAGCUUCUGGCACGCGACCGUCGACCUGCGGGGCACCCACACCCGGGGACAAAUGGUGCUCGAUCAUCUGCGGGAGCGCGAGAAAUAUCCGGAAAACGUGCGUAUCAUUGAGUUGGUGGAUGCCGAGUUCUUCAAGAGGGUCUGCGAGUGGAUCGCGGGUUUGGAGGACGGGACAUCAUUGCUGAGCAACAACCAAUAAAUCAAUGACUGUA
Molecule: messenger RNA, 1218 nt
Organism: Drosophila ficusphila
Lineage: Eukaryota; Metazoa; Arthropoda; Insecta; Diptera; Drosophilidae
Product: non-specific ribonucleoside hydrolase RihC
Molecular function (GO): hydrolase activity, hydrolyzing N-glycosyl compounds
Source: RefSeq, a predicted model, not a curated record